This is a messenger RNA of Talaromyces marneffei, 1296 nucleotides long. RefSeq lists its product as uncharacterized. NCBI's taxonomy places the organism in Eukaryota, Fungi, Ascomycota, Eurotiomycetes, Eurotiales, Trichocomaceae. The record is from RefSeq and is a predicted model, not a curated record. The coding region runs from base 1 to 1296 and encodes 431 amino acids. The transcript has a single exon.
AUGGCCUCACCAUCUGAGCCAUGGACAUUAGUCCAACACACAAUUCCUGCAUUUCAAUCACGCGCUUAUCGACGCGCUGUGCGCGACCCCAACACCUCCAGACUCUAUCUACAUGUAAAUGAAUACCGCAUCACAAAUACCACAGCAACAACCACCACCGAACCCAAAGGAAUCACAAUAAUAUUCGCCCACGGCCUAGAAUCUACAAAGGAGCAAUACGAGCCAUUUUUUAGCGACUUACUCAAAACCGUCCGUCCAGGAACCGCCAUCAAGGCCAUUUUUGCCGCCGAUGUGUACAACCAUGGACAAUCAUUUCUGCUCAAUAGGCACGAAAUCGGGGAUGAGGCGGAAUGGUUCGACCCGGCUCGCGAUAUUGUGCAGAUGGUUAAUCAUUUCAGAUCUCAAGAAGAUGGUAGCAGCAGUAGAGCGUACAUGGCACCGCCAUUGGUUGGCAUGGGACAGUCCUUCGGCGCCGUCCAUGUCCUGGCUCCAGCAGCCUGGCAUCCCCGUUUCUUCCACGCCUUGGUCUGUAUUGAGCCCGUCGUCGAAAAUGGAUCAUGGCAUGACGAUGGCGAGGCCACUCGGCACUCUACUCAAUUCAAAUACCGACUACAUCAAUUGAAGCAUUCAUGGGAAAAUAUGGCCGCGGCCAGAGAAUAUUUCGCCAAAUCUCCAUACUACGGCGCAUUUGAGGCACGAGUCUUUGAGAAGACGAUUAAGUAUGAGCUGUGGCGUCCAGAUCCGAUAAGUGAGCGCGUCACGCUGGUAACACCGAUAUUGCAGCGGUUGGUGUGGUAUAUGAAAGCGGAUCCGCCGUAUGAAGGUAUUGCACCGUCAGAGGAUUGGGCUACUCGGUCCGAAAAGAGCAAAUUACCAGGCGGAUUCUACAGAGCUGAAUGCGACAAGCUCAAAGAUCUCAUGCAGAGUAUACAUUGCAAGACAUUGUAUCUCUGGAGCAGGAAUGCGGAUUUUGUUAGUGAUGCUGGGUAUCGGAAGAGGUUAUUCGAUUGUACAGGUACAGGACGAGGUGGAGGCGGCGGUAGGGCGACGGGGCAGGUUACGGAAGCCUUUGUGGAGAAGGGGAAUCAUGCGUUGAAUUUUGAGAAUCCGUAUGGAACGGCUGUGCAGGUGGCCAAGUAUCUGGAUAGUAUAUGGCCGGAUUGGCUUGAACAAGAGACUCAAAGGACACAGGAGCCCGUGCCGAGUGCGAUUGAGUUGCCCAAGCAGCUGGUGGAGAGACUGGACAGAUAUCUUCUCGAGAGUAAAAAGAAUGGAAAGAAACGAAGCAACUUAUAG